UGCAUUCUCAGACUGACAUUCAUUCAGCACUCACUGACACCUUUUAAACAGAUUUACUCUGUUCGCUUAGCUGCUAGUGUCAAUUCCCGAUACCUUGUUCACUUCGUCUCCAGCACCAUGCUCAGGAUGCUACAGAAACUCCGUCUCCAGCCAGGGAUGAUUAUAUUAUUGAUAUGGCUCUGUCAUUUCAUGGAAGAUCAAAAAGUACAAGCUGGUAACUGCUGGUUACAGCAAGGGAAGAACGGGAGGUGUCAGGUGCUCUACGUACCGGGGAUGAGCCGAGAGGAAUGCUGUAGAAGUGGGAGGCUGGGAACGUCAUGGACCGAGGAGGAUGUACCCAACAGCACCUUGUUCCGGUGGAUGAUCUUUAACGGCGGAGCCCCCAACUGCAUACCCUGCAAAGAAACGUGCGACAACGUGGACUGUGGACCCGGAAAGAGAUGCAAGAUUAACAGGAGAAGCAAGCCGCGCUGCGUCUGCGCGCCAGACUGCUCCAAUGUCACUUGGAAAGGACCUGUCUGCGGAUCGGAUGGAAAGACAUACAAAGACGAGUGCGCGUUGCUCAAGUCCAAAUGUAAAGUCCAUCUGGACCUGGAAGUGCAGUACCAGGGCAAAUGCAAGAAGACCUGCCGUGACGUUUUAUGCCCAGGAAGCUCCACGUGCGUCGUGGACCAGACAAAUAACGCAUAUUGUGUGAUGUGUAAUCGGAUCUGCCCUGAACAGAGGUCACCGGAUCAGUUCCUGUGUGGCAACGACGGCAUCAUCUAUGCCAGUGCCUGCCAUCUGAGGAGGGCGACAUGUCUCCUGGGAACAUCCAUAGGAGUAGCAUACCAGGGGAAAUGCAUCAAGGCCAAGUCGUGCGAGGACAUUCACUGCAGUGUGGGGAAGAAGUGUCUGUGGGACGCCAGGAUGAGCCGAGGCCGCUGCUCCCUCUGUGAGGAGGCGUGUCCAGAGAGCCGGAUGGACGAGGCGGUGUGCGCCAGCGACAACACCACCUACCCCUCAGAGUGUGUUAUGAAGCAGACUGCCUGCUCUCUGAGAACGCUCCUGGAGGUUAAGCAUUCAGGAUCUUGCAACUCCAUUACAGAAGCCCCGGAGGAGGAAGAGGAGGAGGAGGAGGAGGAGGAGCAGGAAGAUCAGGACUACACGAUUUAUAUCCACCUGUCCUCCUUAUUGGAUGGAUAGGCUGUCUAUCAUAUCCACCUGUCCUCCUUAUUGGAUGGAUAGGCUGUCUAUCAUAUCCACCUGUCCUCCUUAUUGGAUGGAUAGGCUGUCUAUCAUAUCCACCUGUCCUCCUUAUUGGAUAGAUAGGCUGUCUAUCAUAUCCACCUGUCCUCCUUAUUGGAUGGAUAGGCUGUCUAUCAUAUCCACCUGUCUUCCUUAUUGGAUGAAUAGGCUGUCUAUCAUAUCCACCUGUCCUCCUUAUUGGAUAGAUAGGCUGUCUAUCAUAUCCACCUGUCCUCCUUAUUGGAUGGAUAGGCUGUCUAUCAUAUCCACCUGUCCUCCUUAUUGGAUAGAUAGGCUGUCUAUCAUAUCCACCUGUCCUCCUUAUUGGAUAGAUAGGCUGUCUAUCAUAUCCACCUGUCCUCCUCAUUGGUGGAUAGUCUAUCUUCCUCCCCUCCUUAUUGGUUGGAUAGACUGUCUAUCUAUCUGCCUGCCUGGUCUGCACUAGAAGGACAGUCCAAGGGCCUGGAACCAUGUUCAUACUGUACAGUCCACAUGUGUAUGCUUAUAUAUUUUUUAAAGAGACAAAAGUAUACAUUUAGUUCAUUUCUAGAUGUUUUAUUUAUACAUUUGGUUUGUGUUUUUAUAAUUUAUACAGUUAAACACUGUACUUACUAUCUACCAUGUUAUUUGUACCACCAUUUUUUAUUUUUUAUUUUUAUCAUCUUUUUAGUUUUCAUUAUUUUUUAUAUUAUGAAGAAAUAUAUUUGUCCAAAGAGAAGCAGUGUUAUUUAUUAAUCAUCAUCUUUCUGUAAAUGGCAUCGUUUUUCCCUGAGCUGUAAAAAAAAUUAAAAAUAAAUCAAAUCUGCUUUAAGUUCUCACUUUCACGUGAACUUUUAUGAUCACAGAUGUUUAUCAUUCACACAUUAACUCCAUGUUUAACCUUCCUAUGUGUUUAUUUAUGGGUUAUCUAUCUUAUCUGUCAAUCGUUUAUAUACAGAAAUGUUGCUGCUUUCUCGUUUACACCUCGUUGUAACUGGCCAAAGGGAAUUCUCGUUUACACCUCGUUGUAACUGGCCAAAGGGAAUUCUCGUUUACACCUCGUUGUAACUGGCCAAAGGGAAUUCUCGUUUACACCUCGUUGUAACUGGCCAAAGGGAAUUCUCGUUUACACCUCGUUGUAACUGGCCAAAGGGAAUUCUCGUUUACACCUCGUUGUAACUGGCCAAAGGGAAUUCUUGUCUGUUCUGCAGUGGAACGGUGCUUUUGUAUGGUGCAACGUGGUUAUAGCUGGUAAGCCCCUGAUCCCAGAUCUGUUGCCUUACUCCAUUAUUGUCAAGCUAUUGUUCGGCAUGACAAGUACAUGAGUUGGCAAAAGAGCAGAAACCACCUGGCAAUCAGGAUAUGGUGGUAUUAGUGAGGCUAUUCCUCUACAAAUUGUUUCCCAAUGGAGUGUUUUACCCAGACGUCACUCAGUAGUAGUAUUUUAUAUAUUUUACAUGUUAGAAAAUAUGUUUUUUUUUUGGGGGGGGGGCAACACUUGAUUUUGUCCGAAAAUGUGCCGUGAACAAAUGUUGUGUGCUGCCAAUGUUUUGUUCCAUAUUGCUCUUGCAGAGAUCACCUGACUAUUCGGCCCCCUUGAACUUUGCGACCUUUUGCCACAUUUCAGGCUUCAAACAUAAAGAUAUAAAACUGUAUUUUUUUUGUGAAGAAUCAACAACAAGUGGGACACAAUUGUGAAGUGGAACAACAUUUAUUGGAUAUUUCAAACUUUUUUAACAAAUCAAAAACUGAAAAAUUGGGCUGUAUGCAGCAUAUCAAACACAUCACUUUGCUUUCUUUUUCCACUGUUGUUGUUGUUGUUGUUUUCAGAAUGCAUUUUUUAUGUUCAAACAUCACAAGAGAAAUACAACUAGACGUAUAUAGUUUUGUAUUUUUUUUUUAAUGUAAAUGUCAUAUGUACAUACAAACGGUGAUGGUAUUUGUACAGAUAUGAAAGAGUGAAACAAUAAAAUAUAAUGUUCCCAUA
Molecule: messenger RNA, 3193 nt
Organism: Oncorhynchus nerka (sockeye salmon)
Lineage: Eukaryota; Metazoa; Chordata; Actinopteri; Salmoniformes; Salmonidae
Product: follistatin-A
Exons: 6
Coding region: 118-1185 (355 amino acids)
Biological process (GO): multicellular organism development; cell differentiation
Molecular function (GO): protein binding
Source: RefSeq, a predicted model, not a curated record